This is a messenger RNA of Haemonchus placei, 907 nucleotides long. The record is from the annotation of a GenBank genome assembly. Lineage: Eukaryota; Metazoa; Nematoda; Chromadorea; Rhabditida; Trichostrongylidae.
UUGAAACCUAAUAGAAAUAAGAUUCUGUCGCCACGGUACUCGCCAUGACCCUGACCCAUAUAGAACUUUCGCUUCUGUGAUUGAUAGCGAAUCCUUCACCAUGUUGAGAAUGAGAAGAUUUUUUAGUACUUUGAUGCGAAUUUCCUUGCUUCAGGCAAAUUUUCUACCAUAUGCCUUCUCUGACAUUCCGAAUAAUCAUUGUGUCGAAGUCGCCAUCGCCAUUUUGGGACCGAUUCCAUGUUCACCGUAUAUUACGAAUCCCAAAAAUGGAAAAUGCAACAGGAAAUAUUGUGAUUUACAAGAGGCUCCAAGUGCUUCCGAAAUGUGCCGAUAUAUGGGAGGUGAAUUGGUUACCAUAUGCGAUAAGGAUGAUAACGAUCUCAUUGCCGGACUUGCAAUUCUUCAUCCGGAUCAUCUUGAUGUGUUGAAUUCAGUCUGGAUUGGACUGGUGCGUAAUCACAUAGAUCGAAACCAAUGGGAGUGGUUGAGCGGUGAAAACUGCACAUAUAGGAGUUGGUUUGGAAGUGAACCAAAUGAUAUGGGAGGCAAUGAAAAUCACAAUUUCCACUAUAUUUGUGAAUGGGACGAGUGUCCUUCUCAGAAAAAUAUUAUUCGUUUUCAGCUUUCGAAUGACUUCACUUCAUUUAUAAACAUACAACUACUUUCGAAUGACUUCACUUCAUUUAUAAACAUACAACUAUCUCACAGUGGAUGUGGGAAAUCAUGUGACAUCAAACUACAUUACCCUAAAUCCCCCACUGUGACUGCUUGGCAAUUCUCGCAGUCCGUUACACGAUAUCUGACAGAUGUGACAAGCACGGCACGCCCCCGUGGGGGGGGGGGUUUUCGUGCCCAAACGGCGUACCACACCCGAUCGUGCGCAGUCGCUCAGUGUGGGAAGAUUUGA